GUUUAGUGGUCUACUACACGUCAUUGUAUUCGCUUGGUUUCACUGAGGAGGUGCUCCCAGUCCAGUAUAACUAAAAACGUCUUAGCGUCCAGACUACUAGAACUCUUCUUCAAAAGGUAUUCGAAAAUGUGGCACUGAGCGUGUGUCGGUGGUGCCUGCGAGCUGAUGUGGCUGUGAAUUGUACUUGAGAACCCUUGCUGACGUGGAGUGCAUCAGUGUGAAGAAAACAGUAAUUUAGAGGGUUCUCUUCUUACAGUGGACUUAAGGCACGGUGACGCUUGUGUGUAGUGCUGCGUCAGGGGACGAACACGUCAGCAUGUCAGCAAGGAAUGUUCGUAACUUGUGGGUGGCGGUGACGGUGGUGAUGACGGCGGGUGUGGCGGUGGCACAGCCCAACAUAGCCGGCAAGAGCGACGGUGAUCGACUGCAGGCCGUCCAAGAGGAAUUCCUAAAUAUAGUAGGCAAUGUAACAAGUUCUGUCAAAGACGUAGAAGAGCUAAUGACGAUGCUGCACUCCCGGCAGGGAAGGCAAAUGGGACGCCUACUGCUGGAGGGAGUCAUGCUGGGCGCGGCUCACAAAGAUUCCGGGGCCCUCCUCGCCGAGUUUUGGACGCAGCUUCAUGGAAAACUAUCCCCAGAAUUCCAAGACAAGAUGAAAGACUACACAGACUUCUUUUCUUCGUUUGAAAUUGGUGCCCUUCCAUAUUUCUUAGAGCAAAUGUUCAAGAAAGAUGAAACCGGAAAAAGCAUGGCAGACAUACCCAUGGGUCAGCUGGUGGACAUGGUGCAACCCACCGCAUCGAAGUACGGUGUGGAUCUUCGGGCGUUUAUUAAUUCGAUGUUGGGAAAGGGAAAUAACAACGCCAAGGAUCUUAUCUUUGCCGCCUUGGAUAACCUGAAUAUAACGACGCUGUUCCAACUGUUUAAUCCACCGACAGGCAACGAGGUGCGGACGACGGAUUCUGAACUAGAGCCAACGGACACCAAACCAAAAGGCGGAGAAAAUUUCAAGAAGGGGAGGAGAGACUCGAACCUUCGGCUGUUCAGGCCUCUAGUUGCAUCACUGUUGCGCGAAAACAAGAUUGACUUAGACGCUGACGCGGUGCUGCAGGUGUUGGCUCCCUUGUUGAGCGGAGACCUAAUGUCUCAAAUUGCCCCUCUGUUGGCUGCUUUUGGAUCACAGGCAGGUGACGGCCUCGGCCCCGUUCUUCUUAAUCUGCUGGGAGGCGAAAAAGGAAUGGGCAAGCAUGCACAGCCAGGGGGGCUUCUCGGUGUGAUGGGCACUCUGCUUGCGAGGGGUAACAAUAAUAAUAAUAAUGUGGACCUUGAGGGUAUGUUAACCAUGGCAUCGAUGUUUAUAAACAUGAACAAUCAACAAGGCGAGAGAAAAGCUCGCCCAUCUAAGCCAAAGGAACCGGAGAUGGGAGGACUGGCAGACCUGGCAGGGGUACUUUUGGAGAACAAGGAUGUUAAUAAUCUCCUUAGGCAAGCAAAUAAUUUCCUUGCAUCGAACAGCGGUAAAAAUGUUCCAUCAAGAAAAAGUAAAGAGUCCGAUGUUCCAAAACCAAGAGAACAAAAGCCUGAGAAGUCAGCAGCACAUGACAAACCGAAGCAGCUCACUGACCUGAUCGAGCCCAUCCUGCGGGCCAUGUCAACAGACAAGCAGGGCGCCAGGAAGGUCAAAGAUUUGAUACUCUUUGGCAACGCUUUCCUCGCCAGGAAUGCGAACAUUGGAGGUUUCGUUCAACAAAUUUCAGCAUUCCUAUCCAUGUACAGUAUGGAUGCUGCGAAAGAGAAGAAGUUCCAAGAGUUGCAGAAGUUACUGGCAAACCAUAACCUGGAAAGUGUGCAGUGGGCGCGAGUGUUUGAGUCUUUGCAUGCAGAGGAAACACGGUCGACUCUUAUUAAGACAAUGACGCCAACCUUGUCGGAGUUCGUGCUUCAGCUGGGUUCGAAGGAGGCGCAACAAAAUAUAUACAAGGUGGCAGAGCACAAGGUACAGGCAGUGCUCGCCUCCUACGGUCUGAAGGGCGUCACAUUGAAGAGCUUCCCUGAUCGGCUGGCGCCCCUGGUCAAGCAGAUGACCGCUGCCUGGAGGCUGCCGAUCAACCCCGCCACGCAGCUCCAACAUCUGAGGGACUACUUACAACUACUUCUUGAGUGGGUCUCGGAGGGGAUGGCCGACAUGAAGAGCUUACCUUCAAGGGAGGACGUUCAUAAAGUCGUGAGAACUUCGCUGACGACAGUGGGCGACAGGGUUGCGGGCGUUCAUGACGCUGUGCGAGGGGCCAGUCCUCAGUGCCUGCCUCUGGUCAUCUGCCGCCUCAACGCCGGCCUCGACCCCUCCUCUCUGCCCGCCGCCGCCACGCGAGCUGCCAGUCUGGUGUUCGCCACGAGCCCCGUCCUGGAGGAGGACGACCCUAGCCUGCUGCUGCGAGUCGUCCAGGCCGCGUCAGGGAAGGUGGAGAACUGCAAGGAGACACUCGGUGGAGAGUGCCCCCACGACAUGGAGGAGGACGAUGAUCAGUACCAGUCUUAUGAACACAUGGAGCUGUAGGGAUGCAAGGGGCUCAUGGUGCUGGCCACAGAAUACAAAAAAACCCUUUACGUUCCUGGCAAUACCUUCUGACUUGUGAAGAUGUUGUUGUGCAGCUGUUUCCUCACACACACACACACACACACACACUAGUUACUUGAAAUUGUGGCAUUAUUUAAACUCCCAUUUAUUUUUAAGCAUCCAUCCACUUAACAUAGAUAGUGCUGUCUCAUAGCAUGGUACUUGUACAAAGCUUACAUUUCUUGAUCAUGUCCUGUCUCAUGUCUCUGCCCUUUGUUAACUCAUGAAUUCAUGUCUCAAAUGUAUUAUUAAAGCACCAAAUUUCUUCU
Eriocheir sinensis (Chinese mitten crab) is the source of this 2886-nucleotide messenger RNA. RefSeq lists its product as uncharacterized. NCBI's taxonomy places the organism in Eukaryota, Metazoa, Arthropoda, Malacostraca, Decapoda, Varunidae. Bases 317 to 2557 code for a protein of 746 amino acids. The record is from RefSeq and is a predicted model, not a curated record. The transcript is spliced from 4 exons.